Molecule: messenger RNA, 1701 nt
Organism: Candidozyma haemuli
Lineage: Eukaryota; Fungi; Ascomycota; Pichiomycetes; Serinales; Metschnikowiaceae
Gene: PHO89
Product: Pho89p
Exons: 1
Coding region: 1-1701 (566 amino acids)
Biological process (GO): phosphate ion transmembrane transport
Cellular component (GO): membrane
Source: RefSeq, a predicted model, not a curated record
AUGGCUUAUCACCAGUUCGAUUACAUCCUUGCGAUUGCCAUUAUCUUCGCCUUCUUGGAUGCCUUCAACAUUGGUGCCAAUGAUGUUGCCAAUUCCUUCUCUUCUUCGGUCUCUUCGAGAUCUUUGAAGUACUGGCAGGCCAUGAUUUUGGCAGCCAUUUGUGAGUUCUUAGGUGCGGUCUUGGUCGGUAACAGAGUCUCUGACACUGUUAGAAAAAAGAUUCUUUCUGUCGAUGCUUUCGAAGAUGAUCCUACUGUUCUUAUGUUGGGAAUGGCCAUUGCUUUAGUUGGUUCUUCCAUUUGGUUGACUAUUGCCACCACCAUCGGUAUGCCUGUUUCCACCACUCACUCCAUUAUCGGUGCUGUGCUCGGUGUGGGUAUUGCUUCCAGAGGUGCUGACCACGUUAUUUGGGGUUGGGAAGGUUUCGCUCAGAUUGUUGCCUCCUGGUUUAUUGCCCCAGCUAUCGCUGGUGGUUUCAGUUCCAUCACUUUCCUUAUCGUUAAGUUUGGUGUCUUGGAAAUUAAGGACGAGAAGACUUCUAUCAGAAACGCCUUGUGCUUGAUUCCAAUCUUGGUUUUCAUCACCUUCUGUGUCUUGACCAUGUUGAUUGUCUGGAAGGGUUCUCCAAACUUGAACUUGGACGACUUGGGAACUCGUACCACCGUUGGUGCCAUUUUCGGUGUCGGUGCUGUUGCUUUCGUUCUUUACUUGCUUUUCGUCUUCCCAGUUGUCAGCAGAAAGAUUCAGCACAACGACUGGACCCUCAGAUGGUACGAUGUCUUCAGAGGCCCAAUCUACUGGUUCAAGCCUGUUGACCAGAUUCCUCCAAUGCCUGAGGGACACCAGAUCACUAUCGACUACUACGAAGGUCGUAGAAUUGUUGAGCGUAUCGCUGACGGUGACAUUUCUGAGCAGGACCUCAAGGAGGGUAACGCCAAGGAGUCUGUCAACUCUCUUGAGACUUCUUCUUCUGUUGAGGCUAAGCCAGAGGAGACUACCAGACAGAAGUGGUGGAGACUCCUCAAGUCUGGUCCAAAGCAGUGGCCAUACCUCUUGUGGCUUGUCGUUUCCCACGGUUUCACCAAGGAUGUCAUUUCCAUGCAAACCAACUCUAAGGGUGUUUUGGCUGCCAACGUUAAGAACAUGCACUCUAAGUCCAAGUUCUACAACAACAAGGUUGAGUACCUUUUCUCCUUGCUUCAAGCCAUCACUGCCUGUACCAUGUCUUUCGCCCACGGUGCUAACGAUAUUGCCAACGCUUCCGGUCCUCUUUCUACUGUCUACCUUGUCUGGAACGAGCAGGGCAUCAAGGAAACCCCACCAAUCUGGAUUCUCUGUUUCACAGCUGCUUCUUUGGUUAUUGGUGUCUGGACUUUCGGUUACAGAAUCAUGAGUGUCUUGGGUAACAAGAUGAUCUUGCAGUCUCCAUCCAGAGGUUUCGCCAUUGAGUUGGGUGCUGCUAUUACUGUCGCCAUGGCUACUCAGUUGGCUAUUCCAGUUUCUACCACCCAGUGUACCGUUGGUGCUACUGUCUUUGUUGGUUUGUGUAACAAGGACCUCAAGAGUGUCAACUGGAGAAUGGUUACCUGGUGUUACUUGGGUUGGUUCAUCACCUUGCCCGUUGCUGGUAUCAUGUCCGGUAUCAUCAUGGGUAUCAUUAUCAACGCUCCUCGUUUGGGUGUUGAAUACGUCCCUCAAUAG